GCACAGAGCGAAGUCAAGUCAGCGUAUUUACGAUCUUUUUUCUUAAUUGAACAUGGGAUAUAAAUACAAGCGUGGGAGCUGGACGAUCAACGAAGAAGGGCCGACUCGUGGAGGAAAAAUGACAAGUCAAAAUCAAGUGCGGCGGGCGGUACCAUCGUUUGAUGUGCAAACUGGCUGUCCCACGCGUUCGCUUUGUCGUUGGGGAGGCAUAGCACGGUGGUGGCCUCAGGAUGCAUCGGGUGGGGGGCCGCGAGAUCCCAGUCGUCGCCGUCAAUGUCCAAGGGAAAAACAUCCCAGACAUCGCCUUGCUUGCCCAUGAGUUCAAUCUUAGGCUCGUCGAACGUAAACAUGUCGCCGGGGUUGACCGGGUUGUUCUGGUGUUGAUUUUCACGAUUCGCAGUGGCUGCUUCUUUCGCGUCGGCAACAGCGACGGAUCGAGGCGACUUGCGAAGGACGUGGGGGAGGAGUUCGGGGUGGUGGCGCAUGAAGUUCGGAUGGGAGAACGUGCACGUGUGGGACUGGGUCUUGGUCCACUUGCGAAAACCAAAGUUGUUGAGCUGCCGCUGAAAGCUCGAUGCUUUUUCAUGGUUAAAGUACUUGCGCAAGAUCUCGGUUUCAAGGCGGCGCUCGGACAGGAUCUGGAUCGCCGUGCCGUCUGGCGUCCACCCGAUCACGGUCGGGUCCUCCGACUCGAGGAUGCUGAAGAGCGAUCGAAGGAAUUUGGGAAUCCCUGUCAUGCGCUUUCGUUUGUGAUCGUCGACAGAGUUGAUCGCCAUCGUGCACGAGAGGAACGGCGUGCGAUUUGAACGGGAG
Aphanomyces invadans is the source of this 813-nucleotide messenger RNA. RefSeq lists its product as hypothetical. Bases 231 to 806 code for a protein of 191 amino acids. The record is from RefSeq and is a predicted model, not a curated record. The transcript has a single exon. Lineage: Eukaryota; Oomycota; Saprolegniomycetes; Saprolegniales; Verrucalvaceae.